Molecule: messenger RNA, 3512 nt
Organism: Triticum urartu
Lineage: Eukaryota; Viridiplantae; Streptophyta; Magnoliopsida; Poales; Poaceae
Molecular function (GO): helicase activity
Source: RefSeq, a predicted model, not a curated record
CCAAGGUCCAGCGAAGAUGGGCAACUUCCUCGCGCGCUUCAGCGAAGAUGAGACCCCCGGCACGCUCCCAAAAGAUGAGACACCAGCAGCCGGCCACGGCCAGCCGCCGGGCCGGCCGGGCACCAGCCUGGUCGGUCAGCUCCACGUCUUUGACGGACCGCCGCCCCGCGUCGAUGGCGGUCGGCCUACCCUGGCCAACGCCGGCAGCGCUGCCGGUGCCGCCUUUGCGCCCGGUCGCAUCACCGCCUCAGGCUCCGGCUUUGCCUCCCCCUCCACGGCAGCUCUUACAGUCGACGAGAAGAAAAUGCAGGAUGUGGCAGAUUUCUGGUCUAGGAUGAAGAAAGGCAAGCAUAAACUGGACAGUUGGGAUCUUACCUAUCUAGAAUGCAAAAUCUUCUCUUGGUCUUUGGAGGAUGUCCUCAACAAGGACCUUCUCAAGGAAAAGGUGAAGAAAAUACCCAAGACAUUCUCAUCGCUGGAGCAUUACUUGGAUUCGUUUGCUGAGCCAUUGGUCGAGGAAGUCCACGCGGACUUCCUCUCUUCGUUCGAGGGUUACCACCAAGCACCAUUCCUUCAGGUAACCAGGGUUCAGAAGCUCGACCAUGGCGAGAAGUCCUCGGCCUUCUUCUUCUGUUUUCUAGCUGCCAGGAGAACAUCGUACACUCCCGUCAAGGACGACAUCGUCGCCAUCUCCUCCUCGAGGAAGGGCAAGCACCCGUCAUCCUACGUCUUGGGUUCGGUCUGCAAGAGCUGGGAAGACGACGAGGAUUUCCCAGCUGACUGCUUCAUCGUCAGGCUGUCGACGGCUGUUCCGCCCGUGGAGGUCGACGCCGGAACAAACAGACCCGUGGCGCCGUUGUUUGUCUCAUUUCUCAUGAACACCAAGACGUACAAUCGCAUUUGGACGUGCCUUCAGCUGGGGAAGACGAGCGGUCGGAAGAGAGUGAGCGAUGCCGGUCUCGUGGAUGCCAUCUGGAGAUACAGCGCCUCGAAGGCAGUGGAAAAUGACUCCGGGUCCCAGUCAUCUCAUCGGUCAGCUGCCGCCGCCGACCUUGGGCUCGACAGGUUCAGGCUUAACGGGUCGCAGCUGAACGCAGUAGAGGACUCCGUUGCAGCAAUGGGGAGCCCUUCUCCUUCCCUGAAGCUGAUAUGGGGGCCUCCAGGGACCGGCAAAACCAAGACCAUCAGCACCAUACUCUGGGCGAUGCUGCUCAGGGGGCACCGGACGCUUACUUGUGCUCCGACCAACACCGCGGUGCUGGAGGUCGCGUCUCGAGUUGUCCAGCUUGUCCGGGAGUUCUCGAAUGGCGGCAGCGGCGGCUGCUUCCUCAGUGACAUCGUUCUGCUGGGAAACAAUGAGAAGAUGAAGGUAGAUGCCAGCCACAAGCUCUCUGCGGUGUUCCUUGACUGUCGUGUCGAGCGGCUUUCCCAAUGCUUCUCGCCAAAUGGAGGCUGGGCCCACUGCUUGCGUUCGCUGAUGGGUUUUCUUGUGGAGCCUGUGAGCAAAUACCAGCUGUACACCGACAAAAUUACCAAGGACCGUGAGGAGGAGGAGGAGAAGAAGAGGAACAUCUCAUCAAAUGUACUAGAUAAGAAGAACAAAAAUGUUGCAAGAUGCAAUAAAGGGAAUGGCCAUGAAAAGGAUAGAUGCAAUAAUGAAGGAGACGUGCAAGUGUUUAUUACCCUGUCAUUCAAGGAUUUUGUGAGAGCCACUCACAAGGAACUCGCUCACAACUUGUGCCACUGCAUCGAGACAUUGCAGAAUGAUUUCCCAAGGGACCCUACGCCGGCGCCGAAUUUCUGGUGCAUGUCCGAUGUGGUAGAAGCAACAAGAGUUCUCGGUGCGCUGCUAGACGCCGGUGCCGGCGACAGACACGAGGCAUGGGUGAGCGAUGUCGGCGAUGCCUGCAACCCGUGCUCUGUGAGCAGCGAUCCUCCAUGCGAGGAAUGCAGAUUCAGGAAAGCGAGGUCACUCUGUCUCGAACAACUGGAGUAUCUGCGCAACAAUCUGAAGCUCCCCGGCUACUACGACAAGCGACCGAUUGAAACCUACCUGCUGAAGAGAGCCAAGAGUAUCCUGUGCACUGUUUCCACUUCUUUCAGGCUGUAUAACGUACUGCCCACGGAUAACCACAAACCUGUUGGCGGGCAAGGACAACAGCAACGCAAAGAACCCGAGAUCUUCCCACCUCUGGAGCUGUUGGUCGUCGACGAGGCCGCGCAGCUCAAGGAGUGCGAGGCCAUGAUCCCGCUGCAGCUGCCUUGUAUAAGGCAUGCUGUUUUCAUCGGGGAUGAGCGCCAGCUACCUGCUCUCGUCAAGAGCAAAAUAUCCGAGAAUGCGGAUUUCGGAAGAAGCAUCUUCGAGAGGCUGAUCUCGCUAGGCUGCCGCAAGCACCUUCUCGACACCCAGUACAGGAUGCAUCCGGAGAUAAGCAGGUUCCCUGUCUGGAGGUUUUAUGACGGCAAGGUAGGUGACGGCCCCAACGUCGUCUCCAAGAGCCACUGGCGCCGCCUCUUGAGAGGCAACAUGUUUGGGCCCUACUCGUUCAUCAACGUGCGUGGGGGGCGCGAGAGCAGUGAGGAGCAUAGCCGGAGCCCCAAAAACACCAUCGAGAUCGCCGUCGUCUCGCUGAUAGUGGAGAGACUGUUCCGAGAGUCGUCUUCUUCGGGAACAAGGCUAUCCGUUGGCAUCCUGUCGCCGUACAACGCUCAGGUGAGAGCGUUCCAGGAGAAGCUGGAGAAACCAUACGGUUGCCGCGAUGGUUUCUCUCUCAAGAUAAAGUCGGUGGACGGGUUCCAGGGCGGGGAGGAAGAUGUCAUCAUCAUAUCCACGGUGAGGAGCAACGAGGAUGGCGCCGUCGGGUUCCUCAGGGACGCAAAGCGUACCAAUGUGGCUCUCACCAGGGCCAAGCAUUGCUUGUGGGUGAUUGGCAACGCGACGACUCUGUCGAAGAACAGGUCUGUCUGGCAGGACAUUGUGUAUGAUUCUCAGAGACGACGGCGCUUUUUCCAUGCUAGCAGUGACAAAGGUCUGCUAGACGCAAUACAGGCGGCAACUACUGAGCUUGAUGCCGCCGAUAAUCUGCACAAGAUGGAGUCCUUGCAGUGCGCGGCAUGAUCCAGAGGUACAUACUGUGGAAUAAGUUCUCUGAAGCAUGUUGUCGGCCUACGGUCGCAGGAGGCUGAAAGCUUCUGGCUUCCAAAGUUGGGUGGCAAAAAGGAGUAGAAGUAGAAACUAAGCUUGUGGUACUAACUUCUUCUGAUUACAAAGACCCAGGAAGGAUCGUUGUUCGAUCGUGAGAUAAUUUGAAGUUUGGAAAGCGGACAUCAUAUAUCUUCGAUGCGGGCGGCUCAAAGUUGAAACCGUGCCUGAGGAAGAACGGUUUAACCGUUGUAAACGAUCACUUCUAUUCGUUGUGAAUGAACGGCCAUGCCUGCCUGCAAACUUGUAUAUAUAGCUCUCGUGGAAAAGAUACCGUGAUUGUUUGCUUUGGCCUUUGGGCAAAGCAUCA